AUGGUUUUGGACUCUGUCAGAGUAGUGAUGUUCUGGGUACUUUCAUGGUUCUUUGUGGUGGCUCUGGGGAAUCCUAGUAGUCUGAAAAAUAUACCAAGAUUGAGCAGCAGCAGUUUAUUUUAUUGUGGCAAGGAAAGCUUACAGUUCACUUUACCUGCAACUCAUGCAGACAUCAUUCCAUUUCUGACUGUGAUAGAUUCAAAAGGCCAGCCGCAUCCUCUUGACAAAUCUACUUGCGUCUCUGUCUCUUGGAAACGUGGAGGCUCUGUGGUGUUCACUAUUCCUUAUGCUGGAUGUUUCUUCACCAAAAAGAAUGAAAACUACCUAAUGACACUCAGGAUUGAAAAGCAAGAUGCUGCUGGCAAAGUCUUUCUCCAUGAAGAGGAGGUGCUCUGUCCAAUACACUUGCCAGAUGCUCCAAGUAGCGGUAUAUGCCUGGGAGUACAGAUGCAAGACUGGCUUCCUUGUGCCUCUUCUCCUAUAUCUCGGGAAGAAUGUGAAGAAAAAGGCUGCUGUUAUGCCCCUGGUGAUCUUCAUGUUCCCUGUUACUAUGGUAAUACAGUGACUGCACACUGCACACCAGAUGGCCACUUCUUAGUUGCAGUAUCUCGAGAUGUGACUCUGCCAUCCCUAAUUCUGGACUCAGUGCAUCUUGUCAGUGGACGUGGCAGUGGUUGUGCUCCUGUGACAAGGAAUGAUGCCUUUGUCCUCUACAACUUCCCACUGUCUGCCUGUGGAACUGCUUUUCAGAGAGCUGGAGAUCAAGGCAUAUAUACCAAUGAGCUCAUGGCUCAUCAUGACAUCCAGAACUGGGACAUGGGAUCCAUCACACGAGACAGCACCUUCAGGCUACGUAUCAGCUGCAGAUAUUCAGCAGAAGGAUUUCUCCCAGUUGGAGUUCAAAUCUUUACUCUACCUCCUCCUCCAUUAAUCACUCAGUAUGGGCCACUCAGUCUAGAGCUAAGAAUAGCCACUGACAAACACUACAGUGAAUACUAUGCCAACAGAGAUUAUCCUGUAAUCAAGUUCUUGAAAGAUCCGGUUUUUCUGGAAGUACGGAUUUUGCAACGAACAGACCCAAACCUUGUAUUGGUUCUUCAUGAGUGCUGGGCCACACCCAGCACUAACCCGCUACAGCAGCCUCAAUGGCCCAUUUUGGUGAACAAGUGUCCAUACAGAGGUGACAAUUACCAGACUCAGUUUGUCCUGACUGGAACAGCUUCAAGGUUGCAGUUUCCAUCUCACUACAAACGCUUCAUCAUCAACACUUUCACUUUUGUGGAUUCUGAUGAUCAACAGGCACUUAAUGGACAUGUUUACUUCCACUGCAGUGCUGCUGCUUGCAUACCAUCUGCAAUGGAAUCCUGCAUGGUUGAUUGUAAUGGGAUCAGAGUCAGGAGAACACCUGUGAACAAGACCUUACAAAACACUCCAAAGAGUCUAGUGACAGCAGAAGGACCAGUAGACUUCCAGAUGGCUAAAGCACAAAACCAUGUUGUGCAAGAAGGUUCCCCUUGGGCUAGUCCAAUCUUGUCAAAAGAAUGGGAGACAGCAUUUAUACUUGCAGUGGGGGCUCUCUCUAUUGCAUUGGCUGUGCUAGGAUUAAGGAAAUACUGGAAGAGAUCAAAAUGUGAGCGGGCUAAUACUCCUUAA
Varanus komodoensis (Komodo dragon) is the source of this 1653-nucleotide messenger RNA. Its product is annotated as zona pellucida sperm-binding protein 4-like. Gene Ontology annotation, biological process: binding of sperm to zona pellucida; prevention of polyspermy. Gene Ontology annotation, molecular function: acrosin binding; structural constituent of egg coat. The transcript is spliced from 12 exons. The record is from RefSeq and is a predicted model, not a curated record. Gene Ontology annotation, cellular component: egg coat. Lineage: Eukaryota; Metazoa; Chordata; Lepidosauria; Squamata; Varanidae. Bases 1 to 1653 code for a protein of 550 amino acids.